UCAAAUAUAUCACUUCAUCCCAAACAAAGUCAGUUUCUUUCAUUUCGUUUUAAUCAGGAGUUGUUUUUUCUUGUGUUUUUUUCCUUCGUACUUUGAAAAAUGGCGCAUUUUGGUUCAACACCCGAGCCUACUAAUACUGACGAGUUCGGGAACCCGGUUCAUCACUCCACCACCGGAACCGGCAGGAAAGACGAGUUCGGGAACCCGGUUCAGCACGGUGUGGCGGAUACCGGGUACGGAACUGGUGCAGGGUACGCCACUCAUACAAAACCUAGUGUUGUUGAGCAUCACGGCGUCCCUGCUGCGUUUAAUUCCAAGGAUGACCAGUACUCUCGUGACAGCCAGACAACCACUGGAGGUUACGGCGGGGACGGGUACACAGGAGGGGAGAAGAAGGGUAUAUUAGGCCAAGUCAAGGACAAGCUGCCAGGUGGCAACAAGGAUGACCAGUACUCUCAUGACACCCAAACCACCACUGGAGCUUACGGUGGGGCCGGCUACACAGGAGAUGAUACCCGGGAGAAGAAGGGUAUAAUAGGCCAAGUCAAGGACAAGCUGCCAGGUGGGCAAAAGGAUGACCAGUACUGUCGUGACAGCCACCCAACCACUGGAACUUACGGUGGGGCUGGGUGCACAGGAGGAGAGAACCAGGAGAAGAAGGGUGUAAUAGGCCAAGUCAAGGACAAGCUGCCAGGUGGGCAAAAGGAUGACCAGUUCUGUCGUGACACCCACCCAACCACUGGAGCUUACGGUGGGGCUGGGUACACAGGAGGAGAGCACCAGGAGAAAAAGGGUGUAAUAGGCCAAGUCAAGGACAAACUGCCAGGUGGGCAAAAGGAUGAGCAGUAUUCUCAUGACACCCACCCAAGCACUGGAGCUUUCGGUGGGGGUGGGUACACAGGAGAUGAUACCCGGGAGAAGAAGGGGGGAAUAGGCCAAGUGAAGGACAAGCUGCCAGGUGGGCAAAAGGAUGAUCAGUACUCUCAUGACACCCGCAAAACUACUGGAGCUUAUGGUGGGGCUGGGGACACAGGAGAUGAUACCCGGGAGAAGAAGGGGGGAAUAGGCCAAGUGAAGGACAAGCUGCCAGGUGGGCAAAAGGAUGAUCAGUACUCUCAUGACACCCGCAAAACUACUGGAGCUUAUGGUGGGGCUGGGGACACAGGAGAUGAUACCCGGGAGAAGAAGGGGGGAAUAGGCCAAGUGAAGGACAAGCUGCCAGGUGGGCAAAAGGAUGACCAGUACUGUCAUGACACCCACCCAAGCACUGGAGCUUUCGGUGGGGGUGGGUACACAGGAGAUGAUACCCGGGAGAAGAAGGGUGUAGCUGACAAAGUGAGGGAGAAGCUGCCAGGUGGGCAAAACGUGCACCCAACCACCGGACCUUACGGUGGGGCCGGGGCCACAGGAGGAGAGACCCGGGAGAGGAGGGGUGUAGCGGACAAAGUGAAGGAGAAGCUGCCAUGUGGACCUAAGGAUGACCAGUACUCUCAUGACACCCACCCAACGAAUCCAACCAGUGCAGGUCACGGUGGGGUCGGGCACACAGGAGGAGAGCCCCAGCUCCAUGAGAAGAAGGGGUUGAUGGAGAAAAUCAAAGACAAGCUUCCUGGUCACAACAACUAGUAGAUGGAAUGGAUAAUAUUUUGAAUUUCGUAUCAGAUAAUUAUCUGCUGUGUAUAAUAAAUCGGUGCUUGUUGUUGGUCUGUGACCACCGAGCAUUGUACAAUGUCGUAUUUUGUAAUAUGUAAUAUUUGGAUGUCGUUUGUGUUUAAGUAUAAAUGUGCUCGUCUGAGUACAGUGUUUUGCUUUUGUAACUAUUUAAUGUCUGCUGUU
This is a messenger RNA of Prunus avium (sweet cherry), 1836 nucleotides long. The record is from RefSeq and is a predicted model, not a curated record. Lineage: Eukaryota; Viridiplantae; Streptophyta; Magnoliopsida; Rosales; Rosaceae.